AUGGGUGUCAAAAGAGACAUUCUUAAAGCCGGGAACAGCGUUGAUAAACAUGUUAAAAAUGAUGAAGUGACAGUCGGCUACAAAGGGUGUCUCUAUGAUACCAACAAGGAAGACAGUCAUUUCAUGGGGGAUGAGUUUGACAAGAGAGAGGGCUUCAAGUUUACUAUUGGCGCUGGAAAGGUUAUUCGAGGAUGGGAUGAAGUUCUUUUGGAGAUGACACUUGGUGAAAAGAGCAUUUUGACUAUUACUCCUGACUAUACAUAUGGGAAUAUCGGCUUUCCGGGCCUCAUUCCACCCAAUUCGACUUUAGUGUUCUGGGAAUACUCAGGAACUGGUGUCGAUGCUAGUACAAUAAGGAGAAUCAUCAUAUCCGUAGAAACCUCCCGUGAGUGUAUAAAGGUUAUUUAUUCACAGGCUUGUCUUCACUGGCCACGCUCCCAGGACCAGAAGGAGAUUUUAUCCCUCUCGCGGGGCGAAGGCAUUUCGGCUCCUACAGAUAGCUCGUCAUUGGGCGACAAAGCAGAAUUAUCUUCAAGAGCCUUCAUCUGGUAUCCGCAACAUUACAUUAUCGCCGUCAGCCACAAGGUGCCACUGAAGAAUUUCGUUAGUAACGGUAUUCCACCUGAGAUUGGCAACUGUUCACGACCGAGGACAUUUUGCAGAAACAUUAUGUCGGCGAAAGUUGGAGAUAUGGCUCUAAGCGGAGAAUGGGAAGAGAUCAAGACGGCCUUGAAAUUUGAGAUAACGGAGAGCAUGACUAUGGAGUUCGAAGGCACAUCAUGCAAUAUUGCAGAUGACGAGGGGAAGCUAGUUGACAAUUUGGGUACAGCGCACGGACGGGUAACGCGAGAAGUUCUUUCUGGGUAUAAAUGUUAUGUGAUAAAGGCGUGGAUCAAGUUUGAAAAGAAGUCCUCAUGA
This is a messenger RNA of Histoplasma mississippiense, 918 nucleotides long. RefSeq lists its product with no specific name. The record is from RefSeq and is a predicted model, not a curated record. Lineage: Eukaryota; Fungi; Ascomycota; Eurotiomycetes; Onygenales; Ajellomycetaceae. Gene Ontology annotation, molecular function: peptidyl-prolyl cis-trans isomerase activity. The transcript has 11 exons. The coding region runs from base 1 to 918 and encodes 305 amino acids.